AUGAAUCAUGAUGGCGAAACUGAUGAUGAUCUACCUAGUCCAUUUCCAUAUUCUGGGAUUUUAGUUAGUGUAGCUGAUCUUUGGUUUGGAUGGGGCUCUAGCUUGUUAUUCGUCAUGAGAGAGGAAACUCACUCGGCUAGAGUGAGUCGUGUCGAGUUCAUAUUGGGAUCAGCACUGCGAUCGCAUUCUUCAACCCUGUCCGAUGAAGGCGUUGCUGGCCUGCCGGUGGCUAAAACUACUCCUCAGAGUACUACACAGUAG
Molecule: messenger RNA, 261 nt
Organism: Aspergillus niger
Lineage: Eukaryota; Fungi; Ascomycota; Eurotiomycetes; Eurotiales; Aspergillaceae
Exons: 6
Coding region: 1-261 (86 amino acids)
Source: RefSeq, a predicted model, not a curated record